GUUCUCGCGAAGGUAGAGUCUGAUCGGCGACCGACCUUUUCUACUUUGCCUCGCAGUGAAAAAGAUCUCGACGAUUGUUCCGGCUUUCGUGUAUAAGCGACAUCGGUCGAUUUCUAUAACGUUUCUCGAGUAAAACAAACUUCCGUUUUCGUUUCGACUCCCAGUGACAUUUAGGAUUUUUUAAAGAAAGUUCCUGUUAUUAUUUCCGCCGCAUAAAACCGUGUAGUUUACCGUGAUAUUUUUUUCGGAAAUUAUUUUCGUGCGGUUUUACGUGCAAUUUUCCGAAAAUACAGUUGCGGUUUUUCCUUGCAAUUGUUUUUGACGUUACAUCAUUUUUCGCAGUUAUUUUGAAAAAAAAAGAAUCGAAAAGUCACCGGAACUCACGUCGCCUUUGCUUCCGUUAAUUUCAUAAUCGGUAGUGCAUCGGUGGUGCAUCAUGACGUAGCGCACGGCUGUCGCGCUCCGAAACUGUCUCGUGCCUUAAAAUCGCCGUCCAGAUCGUGACAAUAAAUCGUCCUCUCUUCGAGGUUGUUGCUUCAUUUUUUUACGAAUAUUUUUUUCGAGAUCGGAUUUUCCUUGUUAUUCCCGUUUUUUCGCUCCCGACCAUUAAAAAUUCGCCGGCGUUCGCGCGACGAACGUAAUUUCAACGAGCUUAUUUUCCCUCCGCGUCGAUUACAUUAUUAUCGAUCUAGCCACGAAAUUGCCUUACCGAGAUCCAAGAUCACGUUCGGAUCUUUUUUCGAGAAAGUCCCGUUUUUUUAAAAAUUUUCUUAUUUCCUCUCGAUCCCGAGUUCGAACGAGAAUCAGCUCCGUCCUUCUCUCUUGUGCCUUUUCCCGAUUUACUACUCCUAUUAUUGUGAUUGGGGCGAACGUUCGUGAUCCCCCGAGAAGAGCACGAGAAGAUCCAGCAGCCAAGGAGGACCGACUUCGUAAUCUCUUCGUAGAUAUAAAAGUCUCCCUCUCGCGCUCCUCCUCUCUGUUUUCCUCUCUUCUGUGCCGUUUCACUUGAAACUCGCGCUGAAACCGUCCACGAAUCCGUCCGAGCAAGAGAGAAUCCUACAAGCGCGAUCGAGUGACACCAUGAUGACACUAGCGCGUCGAGUGAUUCUGGAGGUUUUCGCGCACGUAGAAAAUCGCCCCAGGCAAUCGCAAUGGCCACGCUAUCUUUGCGCAUCUCUAUACCGGAGAAGAAUGCUACCAAGAUGAUGCAGUUCGAUCCCAGCACAUCGGUAUACGAUGCCUGUCGUAUUAUCAGAGAAAAACUCGCCGAAGCCAGCAACAUGGGACAACCGAAAGAUUACGGCCUGUUUCUCGCUGAUGAGGACGUGAAGAAGGGAGUCUGGCUGGAACCCGGGCGAAAUCUCGACUAUUACAUCCUGAGAAACGGGGAUCUCCUCGAGUAUCGUCGUAAGCUUCGUACUCUCCGAGUGCGCAUGCUGGACGGAACGCUGAAGACCAUGCUGGUGGACGACAGUCAACCCGUAGCAAAUCUCAUGGUGGUGAUAUGUACGAAGAUAGGCAUCACGAAUCACGAUGAGUAUUCUUUGGUGCGCGAGUUAGUGGAGGAGGAAAAUGAAAAUCAGAAACCCGGAAAUUUCGGCACUCUCACGUUGAAGCGGAAGAAGGAGGAGAAAGGCGAAAGGGACGCCAAGAUGGAACAAUUGAGGAAGAAGUUAAAAACCGACGAUGAAGUUAAUUGGAUAGAUCCAAGUAAAACUCUGCGUGAACAAGGCAUAGACGAAUCCGAGACGGUUCUGUUGAGGAGGAAAUUUUUCUUCUCGGAUCAAAACAUCGAUAGUCGCGAUCCUGUACAAUUGUCGCUAUUGUACGUGCAAGCACGAGAUGCGAUCUUAGACGGUACACAUCCGAUUACGCAGGAAAAGGCUUGUGUUUUUGCCGGAAUCCAAUGUCAAAUCCAAUUUGGUGAUCACAAGGAGGAAAAACAUAAGCCGGGUUUUCUGGAUCUGAAAGAAUUUUUGCCGCAAUCAUACGUAAAAGUCAAAGGAAUCGAAAAGAAGGUCUACGCGGAGCAUAAGAAGCACAUCGGGCUCUCGGAGCUGGACGCCAAAGUUUUAUACACCAAGACUGCCAGGUCGUUGAACACGUAUGGUGUCACGUUCUUCUUGGUAAAGGAGAAGAUGAAGGGCAAGAACAAGCUGGUACCGCGUUUGCUCGGCGUGACGAAGGAUUCGGUCCUGCGACUCGACGAGAAAACAAAGGAGAUCUUGAAGACGUGGCCGUUAACGACUGUGCGACGGUGGGGCGCCUCGCCGAACACUUUCACCCUCGACUUUGGCGACUACUCCGAUCAAUAUUACAGUGUGCAGACCACCGAAGCAGAGCAGAUACUUCAAUUGAUCGCAGGUUAUAUCGAUAUCAUCCUAAAAAAGCAAAAAGCAAAGGAUCAUUUCGGCAUCGAGGGAGAUGAGGGAUCUACCAUGGUGGAGGACAGUGUGUCGCCUCUAAAGGCCACCAUCAUGCAACACGAGACCAGCAAUGUUGGUAAAGGAAACGUAGAAGCCGUCUCGGUUGCCAUACCCGCUGUCAUGAGGGCCGGAGGAGAUGGGGCCCGACCAUACGGAACCGGUCACAUAGGUGGUGCCCAGUACACGACCGUCAGCGGACAGGUGAACAUCGCUCAUGCCCCGCCUAUGGUCCAGCAAACUAAAGUGACAUCCGUCCUAUCCGAACCGCAACGUGCCUUAUUGUCGACCAUCAGCGCCGGUCACGAGGUGAUCCAUAUCGCCGAGAUGGAACUGUCUACCAAAGCUCAGCUGCCCGAACUAGGGACAGAUCCGGCGUCCCUCAGAUGGAUCGAGCAGACGAUCGACACCCACAAGCAGAAUGUAGGCUCGCAAAUUGCGGCGAUGAACGCCGCGACCGCUCAGGUGGUCACGUUGACUUCGGGACCAGCCGAUGACGUCGAUCAUACCGCAGUGGGAGCCGCGAUUACGACGAUUGCUACGAAUUUACCAGAGAUGACGAAGGGCGUGCGAAUGAUAGCCGCUCUCAUGGACGAUGAUUCGUCUGGCGAGCGAUUAUUGGACGCCGCCCGGAAACUCUGUUCAGCCUUCUCCGAUCUGCUGAAGGCCACGGAGCCGGAGACCAAAGAGCCUUUCAUAGCAACGACCUACGAACAAUAUCCACGGCAGAAUCUUCUAAACGCGGCGUCGCGAGUGGGCGAAGCGUCGCACCAAGUAUUGACAACCAUCGGCGAAGAGGAUGACUCGAAUCGCGAGCUGCAAGACAUGCUCCUUGCUCUCGCCAAGGCCGUCGCCAAUACCACUGCUGCUCUAGUUCUGAAGGCAAAGAACAUAGCAGCCACGUGCGAAGACUCAAUUACCCAGAACAGGGUGAUAUCGGCCGCGACGCAAUGCGCACUGGCCACAUCGCAGCUCGUAGCCUGCGCCAAAGUGGUAGCGCCGACCUUACACUCGCCCGCCUGUCAGACGCAACUGAUGAACGCCGUGCGCGAGGUGACCAAAGCUGUGGAGCGCCUGGUCGAUGUCUGCAACGAGACGUGCGGCGACGAGAAUCUGCUGAAGGAACUGAGCCUCGCCGCUGCCGAGGUCAGCCGCACCUUGAAUGAUCUUCUCAAUCACAUCAAGACUGCGACCAGGGGCGAACGCGCUAAGGAGUCCAUUCAGGAGGGCGCGGUGGAGACGAUUCUAGUUGCGACUGACAGACUAUUCGCCAGCACCGGUGACGCCGGCGAGAUGGUGCGCCAGGCACGAGUAGUUGGUCAAGCCACCGCUCAAUUAAUUCAGAGUAUCAAAGGCGAGGCCGAGAGACAGACAGAUUCAGAGCAGCAGCAACGUCUUCUGGCGGCGGCGAAACUGCUAGCCGACGCUACGGCCAAGAUGGUGGAGGCGGCGCGACAGUGCGCCAGUAGUCCGCACGAUGCGAGAAUGCAGGAUCAGCUUCGCCAAGCGGCGGAGGAAUUGCGCGUCGCGACCACCGCGGCAGCAACCCCGGCGUUACGCAGGAAACUCAUUACGCGUCUAGAGGCGUGCGCCAAACAGGCCGCAUCCACAGCUACACAGUGCAUCGCGGCGUCUUCCGGUGCCGGGCAUCACAACACGAAUUCAGCCAGUCAGGAGGAACUUAAUAUGGAGUGCCGCACGAUAGCGCAACAUAUUCCUCACUUGGUAUCGGGAGUAAAAGGCACUCAGGCACAGCCGGAUAAUCCGUCGGCGCAGCUAAACCUCAUAAACGCUUCCGAGCAGUUUUUACAACCUGGUACUGCCGUGGUGAAGGCUGUCAGAGCUGUUCUACCGACGGUUACGGAUCAGGCAUCCGCUAUGCAGCUGAACAAUACCUCACAACAAUUGGGAUCCUCUUUGGCGGAUCUAAGAUCGGCGGUGACGCGCGCCAGAGAAGCUUGCAGUGGACUGGAGCUCGACGCUGCGGAGGAGUUGAUAAAUAGUCUGAAGGACGAGCUGGGUGAAUUCUAUCGCGCCGUCGAGGCGGCCUCUUUAAGACCUCUGCCAGAAGAGACAACGGAAUCUACCGCUUUGAGACUCGGCGCAACGUCGAAGAAUGUUGGAUUUGCUAUGGCGCAGUUAUUGUCCGCCGCCAAGCAGGGUAACAAAAAUUACACCGGAAGCGCCGCUAGAGAGACCGCGUCGGCCUUGAAAGACCUCACUUACGCCGUGCGCGGAGUAGCUGCUACAUCUAACCAGCCGGAGACGCAGAAGAAGGUGUUGAUGACUGCCGACGACGUGAUUCUGCGAUCUUUGCGCUUGGUCAAGGAAGCGCGACGCGUACUGAAGCAUCCCGACGAUCCUCAGAACGAAGCCAACUUAGCUGCGGUCGCCAAAGACGUCUCUUAUUCGUUGAACAAGUGUGUGUCCUGCUUGCCCGGACAAAGAGACGUGGACGAAGCAAUACAUAACAUCGACGAUAUGGCUCAACUGCUCAACACGAAUGAUUUCCCGCAAACGAGCAAGAGUUACGGACAAUUACAGAGCGACCUCAAUAACGCGGCCGCCAAUCUGAACGACGCGUCCUCGAACAUAGUGUCGUCCGUGCGUUCACCCGUGCAGCUCGCAAACUCGUCGAGACAAUUCACCAAUGCGUUCGGCGAUCUGCUGGGCGUGGGCAUGGAGAUGGCGGGUCAGACGACGAUCGAGACCCGUAGCCAGGUGGUCGUGUCGCUGAAGAACGUCACCAUGACGUCCGGCAAGCUCCUAGUGACCGCCAAAUCGGUCGCGGCCGACCCCACCGCGCCAAACGCGAAGAAUCAACUUUCAGCAGCGGCACGCGCGGUCACCGAUUCCAUCAACUACCUGGUGGACGUGUGCACUUCGGCGGCGCCCGGACAAAACGAGUGCGACAACGCUAUCAGGAAUAUUCAAUCCAUGCGAUCUCUGCUCGACAAUCCGAGCGAGCCCAUCUCCGAUGUUUCGUACUUCGAGUGUCUGGAAACAGUAAUGGAGAAGAGCAAGAGCCUCGGUGAUGGUAUGACCGGCAUUGCGAACUACGCGAAGAAGUCGGAACACGAGAACUUUUCCGUAGCAGUCCGCGGAGUCUCCUCUUCGAUCUGCGGCCUGAUCGAAGCUGCGGCUCAAGCCGCUUAUCUUGCUGGAGUGAGCGACCCUACAUCGGUAGCGGGUAAACCAGGUCUGGUGGAUCAAGCACAGUUCUUACGAGCAGCGCAAGCCAUACACAGCGGUUGCCAGAGUCUCAGCAAUCCUACCACUACGCAAGAGCAAGUGCUCUCGGCCGCAACCAUAAUCGCUAAGCACACCAGCGCGGUUUGCAACGCGUGUAGACUUGCCUCCAGUAAGACCAGCAAUCCGGUAGCCAAGCGGCACUUUGUUCAGUCGGCCAAGGACGUCGCCAAUUCGACGGCGUGCCUCGUCAAGGAGAUCAAGGCGCUUGAUAAGAAUUAUUCCGACGCCAAUCGCGAGAAAUGUACGGAAGCUACGAAACCAUUACUUGAGGCGGUCGACAAUCUCUGCACAUUCGCGAGCUCUCCCGAGUUUGCGAGUCAACCGGCCAAGAUAUCCAUCGCGGCCAGAGCCGCCCAGGAACCGAUCACCAGCGCCGGCAAAUCCAUCAUUGACGGUUCCUGCGCCAUGGUGCAGGCGGCCAAGAGUCUCGCGGUCAGCCCGAAGGAUCCGCCGACCUGGCAAUUGCUCGCUAAUCACAGCAAGAGCGUCAGCGACUCGAUCAAGUCGCUGGUGGCGUCGAUUCGCGAUAAGGCACCCGGUCAGAAGGAGUGCGACGCGGCGAUCGAGAAGUUGUCAGCGCGCAUUCGCGAGCUCGAUGCCGCUUCGUUGAGCGCGGUUUCGCAGGCCCUGCUGCCACGUCGCGAGAACACCGUGCAGGGAUUCACCGACCAGAUGGAGAGCAGCGCGAGCGAAUUGCGCGAGAAACUCGAACCCCUACGCACCGCCGCCAAAUACGAGGCGGAGAACGUCGGCCAUGCCGUCAAUCAGAUUGCCCUUUAUUCGGAACCGCUCGUCUCAGGCGCGAUCGGCGCCGCGUCCAACAUGGUGCACUCGAAGCAGCAGAUGGUGCUGCUGGACCAGACCAAGACCGUGGCCGAGUCGGCGUUGCAGUUGAUCUACGUUACGAAGGAGUCCGGUGGGAAUCCGAAGGCCGUCGCGCUACACUCCGAGGUGGACGAGACCGUUGAGUCCACCAAAGAUGCUCUUCAAGAACUGCAAAAUACUCUCGAGACCAUAUCUACGUCCGCGGGUAUCGUGACUGGUUUAAUCGACACGAUUUCCCGCGCGAUGGUCAGACUGGAAGAUCAUCGAAUGUCUACUAUCGACACCGUGGAUUCUUAUGUGGAUUAUCAGACGAGGAUGGUCGAAGCUGCUAAAGAGAUCGCUCGCUUGGCUCAAGAAAUGUCGACCAAAUCUAGCACAGAUGUGGCUAGAUUGGGUCCCUUAGCGGUCGACAUAUCGCAUAAGUACACCCAGCUUGCUCGCGACACCUCCGGAGCAUCCGCAGCCGCAUCCAAUGCCGAUGUGUCUGCCAAACUUCGCACAGGUGUCCAGGAACUUGGACGAGCUUGUGCGGAUAUUGUUCGCGCUGCCGGCACUUGUCAGAUGUCACCUGGCGACGCUUACGCCCAACGAGAGGUCGCAGAGCACAGCAAGAACGUGACCGAAAAAGUAUCGCAGGUGUUGGCGGCUCUACAGGCGGGUUCGCGUGGCACUCAGGCGUGCAUCAACGCCGCCAGCACCGUUUCCGGCAUCAUCGGCGACUUGGACACUACCAUCAUGUUUGCCACCGCCGGCACGUUGCACGCCGAGAAUGAGAGCGACACGUUCGCUGAUCAUCGUGAAAGUAUACUGCAGACCGCCAAGGCACUGGUGGAAGAUACGAAGACGUUGGUCGCCGGGGCGGCAUCCUCGCAAGAACAGCUGGCAGUCGCGGCGCAAAACGCAGUGUCGACCAUCGUCCAGCUCGCCGAGGUCGUCAAGUACGGAGCGGCCAGUUUGGGCAGUCAGAAUCCGGAAGCCCAGGUGAUGCUAAUCAAUGCCGUGAAGGACGUCGCUUCCGCACUCGGUGACCUCAUACACGCUACUAAGGCCGCCAGUGGAAAACCCAUCAACGACCCCAGUAUGGCACAUCUUAAGGAUUCCGCCAAGGUGAUGGUGACCAAUGUGACGUCGCUGCUGAAGACGGUCAAAGCCGUGGAGGAUGAACACACGCGUGGAACUAGAGCCUUAGAGUCCACGAUUGAGGCUAUAGCCCAGGAGAUUCGAGCACUCAACAGCUCGGAGACCCAGAAGAGCCACGUGACCCCGGAGGACCUUGUACGUUGUACGAAGAGCAUCACUCUAGCGACUGCGAAGGCGGUCUCCGCCGGCAACAGCUGCAAGCAGGACGACAUUAUCGCCGCCGCGAACAUGGGCAGAAAGUCCAUCAGCGACAUGCUGACGAUUUGCAAGAGCGCAGCCUACAAUUGCGCGGAGACCGCCGAGCUGCGUGAUCGUACCCUUCAAGCGGGUCACGAUGUCGCCAUCAACUACCGAGAGCUGCUUCAGGCCAUUCUGCAGAUAUCAUCCAGGUCGAGCGACGCCAAGCAUACCCUGCCAGCGAUCUCGCGCAAGAUCGCGCAGAGUGUGACGGAGCUGGUGGCAGUAGCGGAGUUGUUGAAAGGCAACGAUUGGGUCGAUCCGGACGAUCCUACGGUGAUCGCGGAAAACGAACUGCUCGGUGCAGCAGCUAGUAUCGACGCGGCCGCCAAGAAACUGGCCAGUCUGAGACCAAGAAGAAGCAUUCAGGAGACGCCCGAAGAUAUGAAUUUCGAUGAAAUGAUUCUGGAAGCCGCCAAGUCGAUCGCCGCCGCCACCUCGGCGCUGAUAAAAGCGGCGAGUGCUGCACAACGGGAACUAAUCGCGACCGGCAAAGUGUCCCGCAUGCCGUUGACCAGUUCCGACGAUGGCCAAUGGUCCGAGGGUCUGAUUUCGGCCGCUCGAAUGGUGGCAGCCGCCACUCAUAGUCUCGUGGAAUCCGCGAACGCUCUUGUUCAAGGCGUAAGUUCCGAAGAGAAGUUGAUCUCCAGCGCUAAGCAGGUUGCCAGCAGCACGGCCCAGCUAUUGGUCGCUUGCAAGGUCAAGGCGGACCCUGAUAGCGACAGCACAAAGCGUCUACAGGCGGCCGGUAACGCCGUAAAGCGUGCUACUGAUAAUCUUGUACGCGCUGCGCAACAGGCUAUUCAACAGGAAGAGGACAGAUCGUUGGUCCUGAACCGCCGAAUGGUAGGCGGGAUCGCGCAAGAGAUCGACGCACGUUCGGAAGUGUUACGAAUCGAACGCGAGCUGGAGGAGGCACGAGGCAGACUCACCGCCAUUCGUCUAGCCAAGUAUAAAAACCGGUCGGACCUGGCCGACGGCGACGGCGAGCUGUCAGCCGAGCAGAGCGGCUACCAGAGCUACACCACCCGAUACGAGACUAGAGCGUACGAGCCGCAAAGCACGCCCUCGCCUAUUCAAACGAUGAACCACACCCUGGAUCAGUUGCAAUCUACCACGCAGCACAUCAGUCACCAGUUCGGUGAUCGGCAGAAUCUGAUCAGCCCGGAGAAGGUGCACUCGACGCAGAGUACGCUCGAAAGGAAGAUGAAAGACAGUCAGUAUCGAUCCACCGUGGACAAUCAAUACGGAUCCCUGGACAGGAAGUACAUCAUCGACAGUCAUCAAGACAGGAGUCCGUACGUCGUCACCGAGAGGAAGAUUAUCACGGACAAUUCGCCAGGUCAGUACAGCUCGAUCGAGCGAAGGAUCAACCAGGAGAGUUUCACCUCGGAGAGGAGACACGCGGACGGGAUUCCUUCCCCGAUUUCGUACCCGACUCCGCCGCCUCAACACAUAUUGUAUUCACCGAAACCCCCGUCCACUAUCCCCAAGAUUAUUCAGGAGCAAACUCUUGACGAUUCCAAGGAUCAGAAAUAUUCGACCGAUCGGUUUUCGGGUGUCAGCCCGAUGAGCACCUUCCGUUCCGAGAAGCAGGUAGAGAGUCAGCGAUUCAGCGGAGGGAUCCCGCAGCAUCAGACCUUCAAGAACGUCGAGAGCAAGGUCAUCCCUGGCGGCAGAAUGGAGACCAUCACGACGAAGACGUACACGUCCACACCCGGCAAGAGCAGCAGCUCCAACUACGAGACUACGGAGGAGACCAAGGAGUACACAACGUCCGGUAACGAUCUGUCGACGUUUAAGGGUUUUGACAAGAAUGAUUCCCUCGAGGAGCGCACGAUGAAGCAGUCGAUGCACAAGGUCACGGAGAAGAAAACCGUCACCAUGACGACGUCGAGCCGGCAGGAAUCCAACACGAAGACCUUCCGCUAUGAGGAUAAGCAGUGAAGAUGAAAGUAACGAAACGAAGGAUUAAUUAAUCUCGUUCGGAAAUAAUCUUAAGAAAAGUAAUUCGUACCGCUUACAAGAGAACGCACUAUGAAAACGCGAUAGGGUUUUAACAAAAUAGUUGGUCAAUUAAAAUCGAUAAUUGUAUUCAGCUGUUGUAUCGAGAUCAAAAUAAUUCAUUAUUCAAUGAUAUUUGACGUAUCUCAACUUACGCUGAACAUAUUACGUCAAGAGUAUUCAAUUUAUUGUCUCGAAGAAAACAAUAACAAGUUAUUCAUAGAAACGAAUAUAGAAAGUGCUCUUAGAUAGAUGUAACACUCGUGCUUUCCAUCUGUAGCCUUAUGAACGUAUUUCGAUAGCCAUAUACAAACGAUUUUAUGACGACGAGUUGAGAUUGCACGUAAUAUUACAUAUUUCGGACAUAUAUAUAUAUAUAUAAAAACUGGGCGCAUAUUAUGGAUUUUUGUCGAUCAUUUAUACAACAGUUUAGUUGAUCAUUAAGAAGUUUUAGAGCUUCUAAAUCUUUAUAAAUUUGAAUUAUGUAAAAUAAUCAUUUAUAUAUUAUAUAU
Nylanderia fulva is the source of this 10393-nucleotide messenger RNA. RefSeq names its product Talin_middle and talin-RS domain-containing protein rhea (gene rhea). Gene Ontology annotation, cellular component: ruffle; cytoplasm; focal adhesion. The record is from RefSeq and is a predicted model, not a curated record. Gene Ontology annotation, biological process: cell-cell adhesion; actin cytoskeleton organization. Gene Ontology annotation, molecular function: structural constituent of cytoskeleton; actin filament binding; integrin binding. NCBI's taxonomy places the organism in Eukaryota, Metazoa, Arthropoda, Insecta, Hymenoptera, Formicidae.